AUGAAAAAGUGCAUUACCAGCCAUUUAUUUCAAAUCUGUUACGAGGAGCGAAGUAUAAGUGUUGUGCUGUUGAUGAUAGACGUUUAUAGAUUAUCACUACAGUUUCAUCUGUGUCGAUUAGAACAGUUAUGUGUGCAGUAUUUAGAAGCUUCCAUUGGGCACAAAAAUGUAUUAGUAGCAUUACAGAGUGCCGCUGACUUGAAAUUAGAUUUUGUAAAGGAAUUUUGUUUGAAUUUUAUUGUAAAAGAGAGCAACUAUAAUGACAUAGUGAUGAGCAAAGAAUUUGAAUCUUUGGUGCAGCCAUUGAUGGUAGAAAUCAUCCGUCGACGCCAGCUACCUCCAACUAAACCCCCUCCUGAACCUCAUAUUGAUGCUGUCAAAACCACAAACUCACUGGAGCAAGAUAUGGAAGUGUUCUUGAAAGGUAGUGGAGAUAGGGAGUUUUGUGACAUUACCUUAGUAUUAGAUGGUGUACCAGUACCAGCACACAAAGCUGUAUUGGCUGCCAGGUGCAGUUAUUUUGAAGCGAUGUUCCGAUCUUUUAUGCCAGAAAAUGAUCAAGUCAAUAUCACAAUAGGGGAAAUGGUUCCAUCGAGGCAAGCGUUUGAUUCUUUAUUAAGGUAUAUUUACUAUGGUGAUGUUACCAUGCCACCAGAAGAUUCACUCUACUUAUUUUCAGCCCCAUAUUAUUAUGGUUUCACUAAUAACCGAUUACAAGCGUUUUGUAAACAGAACCUAGAGAUGAACGUUUCAUUUAAGAAUGUUGUGCAGAUACUGGAGGCUGCUGAUAAGAUACAAGCUGUGGAUAUGAAGAAACAUGCUCUCAGCAUUAUUGUACAUAAUUUUCCAAAGGUUGCUAGGCUUGCAAUGAUUCGUACAUUGAAUCGUGAAUUGCUGUUAGACGUUAUGGAUGCAUUGGCUGAUCACAUGAUGAACGAUACGCCAAUAAACAGACAAACUGACCAGAAUGUAAUCACAGGCAACUUGCUGCAUUCCCUCAAAUUCAAGGUCGAAGGAAUCUCCCUUAAACUUAAACUUGCUUAA
This is a messenger RNA of Saccoglossus kowalevskii, 1044 nucleotides long. Its product is annotated as leucine-zipper-like transcriptional regulator 1. The record is from RefSeq and is a predicted model, not a curated record. Gene Ontology annotation, cellular component: Golgi apparatus. Gene Ontology annotation, molecular function: protein binding. NCBI's taxonomy places the organism in Eukaryota, Metazoa, Hemichordata, Enteropneusta, Harrimaniidae.